Molecule: messenger RNA, 387 nt
Organism: Mucor mucedo
Lineage: Eukaryota; Fungi; Mucoromycota; Mucoromycetes; Mucorales; Mucoraceae
Exons: 4
Coding region: 1-387 (128 amino acids)
Source: RefSeq, a predicted model, not a curated record
AUGACACCUUUGAAACCAGGUUUAACAGGUUCUCAAAGCUUAAAACAUUUUCCACUGUUUAUUAGAUACCAUCACCUUUUGGUAAAGGAUCCCAAAGGACAAUUUGGAAUCAUAAGCCAUUGUGAUAGGCUGUCUCUAGACGAUGCAGAAGAAGAAGAUGAAUUAUUAUUGAGGAUCAUGAAAGAGUUCAAUAUCGAUAUCCCUUUUACGACUACAAUAGGUCUAAUUGCCAAAGGAGACCAGGAGAAGUCAAUGUCAAAACAUAUUGGUGAGAUCAAACAUACAGCAAAUGCAACAAAAAGUAGCGGGUUCAUACGAGAGGGGGAUGUAGAACACGAGAGGACAGAAGAUUACAACGCAUACAAAAAUAAUAUUUCGUGGAUAUGA